UAAGCCUCGGAGUGGAUAAAGACGAGCGGCCGUGGCGGAGGAACUGAUACGCGAGUCCAACGCGCUGCACUUUUGUUGUUUGUUUUUGUACUGUUGUAGUGUUUAUUUUCCCCACGCGUACUUAAUGAAGGAUGAGAAACCCACUUCCGUGAAGGUUUUUUUUUCCUUCUCCAGUGCACGAGCCGUGACUACUAAAGAACGCGCUAACUUAGGCACGAGCUCAGUUCGGUGUAGCGGACGGAGGAGAGGAGAGGACUGAGCUAGCGAGUCAGUGCUGCUGCUUCCACACAGUUUGACGGAGAGCUGGAUGAAGUGCUGACCCUCUCAGUGAAGAUUACUGGGUGAAAUGGAUCACGGAACUGUUGAAUAGCAUUUGUUUUUUUUUCUUUCUUUUUUUUUGUUUUUUUUAAACACAGUUUACUACAUCCGACUUCUACAGGACAAACUGCUCGAAACUCCAAGCGGAGUUGAAUUACUUCUCUGGAAACACGACAUGGUUUGAGAACAUAACGGAGCAGCAGCUACUCUGAGCCCCUGACAUGGACGUCUGAUUGGCCAGCUCUCGCCUUGAAGCCAAUGGCGAGGCUCGCGCGGUCAGCCCGGGGCGCCGGCUCGUACCCGUGGCCGCUCGCCUGCGCGCUCCUGUUUCUCGGCACUUGUGUGUGCGCGGGCCCGUCGUCGAAUCGCGCGCGGGGCCGUCUCGUGUGCUGGCAGGCUAUUAUGAACUGCCAGGCAGAGCCCGAGUGCCACUACGCGUACGGACAAUACGUACGCGCGUGCGAUCCGGUCUUGAGCGGCCUUCGGCGCUCGUGCCCAAGCCACUGCAUCUCAUCACUUGUGCAACUCAACCAGACUAAGAGCGGCCCUGCGCUGGAGGACUGCAGCUGCGCAGACGACCAAUUGUGUCGCGAAACCAAGCGUGCCAUCGAGCCGUGCCUGCCCAGGACCAGCAGUAUGGGUUGCACGGAGGCGCGGCGGCAGUGCGAGCGAGACGGACCGUGCCGCUCCGCCAUGGGUGACUACCUGCAGCACUGUGGCAAGCUGUUCAGCGGCGCCACGUGCACGAGCGCGUGCCGCGGCGUCAUCGCGCAUAUGCGCCGCCUGCCCAAGGCGCAGCUACUCGACACGUGCGUUUGCGACGGCGCAGAGCGUACCAUUUGCGAAUACGUCAAAGUGAGCAUGAACACGCUGUGCUUCGGCAUGUCGCCCGUGACCGAUAAAGAAGGAUCCGGGGGUUUUAUCGACGAGUACGAUGAUGAAGAUGAUGAUGAGGAUGGAGGGGAUGGUACUGAGAACGACCCGAGGAGCGCGGGGACUUGCGUGCGGUACUCGCGCGCUCUUGCCGUGCUAGCACCCAUCUUGGUAUUAUUACGGUUUUGAUUUAAAAUAAACAGAACGAUACCAGCUCAAUGCAGCGUUCAAUGCAUUAGACUUUUGCUCCCGCCUGAUCUGCAGCCGUUUAAAUGUCUCCUUUUCUAAAAGAGUACCAAAUGUAGGCUACUUUUGCGUGACUUCCAAGUCCUUUUAGGGCAUUGCAUCCACCUUUUCAUUAUCUAUGCAAAUGCACUGUUCAUUAACUGAAAUGGACAUCAGGAACCAUGGCACAGUUUCGAUAUUUAUUUCUGAGCAAGAUUUCUACCAGGAUGUGACAAAUAAAGCAAGACUAAGCUCAGUCUGACACUACUGCCUUAAAACGAGACUGCCCACUUAGAAAUGCUACUCUGACAUUGUCAAGCAACACUUGUUGACAGAAAGAGAAAUAUGUAUGUACACCACACACACACACACACACACACACACACACACACACACACACACACACACAUUAUUUUGUUACCUAGAGAUUUAACAAUGCAAAGAUUUAAGCAGAUAGCUUUGCACUGCCAUCAUACAACUGCACAGCAAAAUCUCUUAUGUUAAAUAAAUUCAAAACAGUUGGACUUUUAUUGACACUGCAGGUGUUGAUUCAGCACUGUGGGUGUUAGUUAAACAGUAGGGAUUUUGCUGUGUAGCUGUGUAAGCUAUUUUAUAUAAAGUUGUGAUUGACUGAGAGACUGAAUGAAUAACAUUUCUAUCAGGAAUGCCUUUGGAAAGAAUUCGGCAUGCUGGAAUAAAUAAAAAGAAGGUCGAGCGCUAGAGCAGUCGCUCGAAAGGAUCGAACAACCCAAGCAUUUUCACAGCCUAUAUUUACAUCACAGGAUAGAAAGCAAUAUUUUGUAUCAUAAGAUGUCUAUGAAAAUGAAGAGCGAUUCCAGCUUUAAAGGGAAGUUGGUUAUUUUGUUGUACUGGGUUUCCUUUUAAAAUACUGUACAGUGUAAAUAAAUUCUCAGAGAAAUUUUAA
Ictalurus punctatus (channel catfish) is the source of this 2341-nucleotide messenger RNA. RefSeq names its product growth arrest-specific 1a (gene gas1a). Bases 577 to 1380 code for a protein of 267 amino acids. The transcript has a single exon. Gene Ontology annotation, biological process: regulation of cell cycle. The record is from RefSeq and is a predicted model, not a curated record. NCBI's taxonomy places the organism in Eukaryota, Metazoa, Chordata, Actinopteri, Siluriformes, Ictaluridae.